Penaeus chinensis is the source of this 2817-nucleotide messenger RNA. Its product is annotated as solute carrier family 49 member 4 homolog. The transcript is spliced from 6 exons. The record is from RefSeq and is a predicted model, not a curated record. Lineage: Eukaryota; Metazoa; Arthropoda; Malacostraca; Decapoda; Penaeidae. Gene Ontology annotation, cellular component: intracellular membrane-bounded organelle; membrane. Bases 437 to 1297 code for a protein of 286 amino acids.
UUCUUAUUUUUAUAUGUAUUCACAUGCCCAUCCAACUCCUCUAUGACAUCCAAACAUCCAAACAGAGGGAGAGGUACAGUUGUUAGUAUAAGCUUGUUUUGAGAAAUAGAAAAUUAAGAAAUGCAUCUUGCAGUAUGCAAUGUUUACCCUCAAGGAACCUCACACUUUCUCAUGUUGUUAGAAUUCACACCUGAUAUCUCCAGGACCACACCGUAUCUUUGCAUUUUUGCAGAUAGAUAAAACAUUUCCGACAGUAUUCCCUUGCAUCUUUAGAAAUAGAUGAAAGUUUCCAAAUUCUCCAGAAUCAUGGAAUUUCAUCGAGAUCAAAAUUUCCAACAUUAUUCCAUUGCAAGUUUACGUACUGGUAAAAGUUUCCAAACUCUCCAGAACCAAAGAAUUUCAUCACGUUCUAAUUUUUUCAGCUUUCUCACAGGUCAUGAACCAGCUUGGUAAUGCCGGCAGUUACUUAGAACCUCUGCUUGUGAGGUCUCCAGUUGACGGUGUUACUCCAGCGGACAUCCAGAGUGAUAUUAAGCUCCUGUUGUAUAUAUAUGCUGGAUUUGCCGUCACAUUAAUGUUGACAAUUCUGGCGUACUUCCCCUCCAAGCCACCUACACCUCCCUCUAUAACUUCGUCUAUCGAGAGGCAUGAUUUUGCAACCAGCCUUAAAAAGAUUAUUAGAAAUCGAGAUCUGAUGUUAGUCACCUUAUCAUAUGGUGUAUCUGUGGGCGUUCCUGCUGCCUGGUUAAGUGUGCUGAAUUAUUCCCUGAAAGAACUCGGAAUCCUCCAGGAUGAUGCAAUGUGGAUUGGAAUUCUGGGUGUCAUCAUGUCAGGCAUAUGUGGCUUGCUGGCAGGUCGCAUGACUGAUAUAGUCUAUGGACACGUGCGGAUAUCACUCAUUUUCUUGAUGAUAUCGACUGUUGCCUUCUUCUAUUGGUUCUUCCUCCUUACUUGGGGGUCCAUCCCAGUGACCACUUGGCAAGUCUACUUAACUGUUGUUGGAGGAUUAUCCUUUAACUUCGCGACGGCUCCUCUCUUCUUCGAGUUAGCUGUGGAGACGGCAUACCCCUGUCCAGAGGUGGUUGUCGGGGGCCUGGUUACGGCCAUCAAUAAUCUACUCGGCCUCUUCUUCCUCAUGCUGUUCUUCAUUCCUAAUAUAGGGUACCAGUGGGUGACAUACUUGCUACUUGCUUCUUCUUCGACGGCAAUCCUACCCUUGCUGUUCGUACGAGAGGAUUACGCCAGGUCCAACAUUGACCGAGGAGAGCCAGUCGAGUCGGCCUACCAGCCCAUAUGACAGAAGGCAAAUAAUGAUCAUAAGAAAAGGUUCCCCGAAUCGAUCAAGAUAGAAUGAGUGAUUACGACCGGUGACCUUGGAGUUGUGGAUUUGGUUGUUAGAUUUCGGGAUCAGUGAUUUGUACUUUGUAAUUUGGUUGCAGAUUUGUGUUGUGAAGGAUUUGGGAACGAUGUUGCUAGUGUUUUGAAUGUUUAUUUUUAAAAUAAGGUCUACCAGAUAUUUAUGCUAUUUUUAAAAAUGAAGGUAAUUUUAUGGAUAUAUCUAUUAUUUUAUAUAACUUAUUUUAAUUAUAUACGUAUCAUAUUUUACCUCUGAUAAAUUUGUGAUAGAAAAUACCUCAUUGUGAUAUUUGCUAAUACUGACUCAUAAGAGAUUAUUUUCCAUUGACUUUCUUGUGUCUAGAUUGACCAACUUCUACUGUUUGUAGGAGGUAUGUGAUAAAAAGUAUGAAAGGAGUGAAUGCUUAAGUUAUUUGGAUAUCUGUAGAAAGGUGUUUUGUAACUGGUAUUUAUCUUUAAAUGUUAGAUUUAUCACUAGUCUUUUGAGUUCAGGUACAAUUUCAUGGAGGUGAAGUGUGUAUGAUCAGAAACUAUAAAGAAAAAUAGUCUUAAGACUUGUUUCAGAUGGGCUUGAUGCAAAAUGGAAGGAUAAAAUAGAUAUGCUUCAGUAAUAAUUUUACACUUAGAGAUUCAGAAUUUGGUUUACUGAACUGUUUAGUUUAGCACAGUGUAUGUGGAGGGAAAAUUGGGCUUUAAGUACAUUUGUAUAAUGAACACUUGUGUGCUUUGCUAGUCUGUAUGUCUGACCACCAUACAUGCUCAUAUAUUUAGAAUCAGACACAUAUAUCCAGUAUCAUAUGAUGUAUAUUGUCUGUUAGGGCAUUAGAAAUACACCAUAUAUAAAGCAAAGUAAUUUUCAUUUUGUUGUUGAAUUUUAGACAGGUUGUGUAAUUAAGCUAAUGCUUUAUUUUGAACUGUGGUUAGUGCUGCCAGUAAUAAAGCAUAUCACAAACACUUUAAGCAUUCUUGUAUUCUGGUCAGUGUCAAGCAAAGGUCAAAGUUGGUUUAGUGGCAUGUCUCUGGAAAAGCAUGUACGCUAGACCACAGGAUUAAAUUGGAGCUUAGCCUGACAUGAAACCAGGGCCUUCCAUUCACAAAGCUAACUUUCUACCUUUAAACUAUGCCACGUCCCUUGGUAAUGUAACUCAUAUAUUUAGAUAAGGUGAUGGUAUUCUUAGUUACAAUGACUUAUAAGACGUAGGUUUCUGCCAGUAGUUUUGUUACCAGUAUUUCCAGAGGAAAUAUUAUAUAUAAAAUGACUGUCCCAAAGAUUCUAUUUUAUAAGGCAUAAACAUAAUGUUAUGUAGAAUGAAUACUGCACUUUUUAUACAGAUAAUAUUUGAAUUCUCGGAUACUAGAAUAUGAAUGACUGUGGUAAUGCAGUGAAGAAUUCUCAAGGCAAAUGUUUUAUUGAUAGGAUUGCUUGUAAUUUAGUUAAAUAAACUAUAAUUGCUUUGUAAA